This is a messenger RNA of Pocillopora damicornis (cauliflower coral), 3323 nucleotides long. Its product is annotated as fibroblast growth factor receptor 1. Lineage: Eukaryota; Metazoa; Cnidaria; Anthozoa; Scleractinia; Pocilloporidae. The record is from RefSeq and is a predicted model, not a curated record. Gene Ontology annotation, biological process: multicellular organism development; cell surface receptor protein tyrosine kinase signaling pathway; positive regulation of kinase activity. Gene Ontology annotation, cellular component: signaling receptor complex; plasma membrane. Gene Ontology annotation, molecular function: transmembrane receptor protein tyrosine kinase activity; protein binding; ATP binding.
GUCAACUGUUCGCCGAAUCGACAUUGAUUCAUUUUGUAGCGGAGUUUCAACCUGAUAUGCACAUUUCUUUGGGAAUAAUUCUUCUAAAUGUCUUCUUUUCAUCGAGCUUAAUACUGAGAUCCAAAGCUAGGCACAUGAUCGCUUCCCUAUUGUCAAGUAAGCGGAGAUUUCAAGAACUAGACGGCACGUGCUCUUUCUCGGAAAAGAAGGAACUGCAGAUUCGUCGAAACCGAUAUGGAUUAGUAAAGAUCGUCAUUUCACGAAGCCAAGGGGCAUCAAGAAUGAGGCUUAUCGGGUUUUACGUCCCAUUCUAUCUAUUUUUCGUGCCAGCUCUCGUAAAAGGUUUAAGUACCAUCCAACCGAGACAGUCCAGUGCUACAAGGACAGAGGGGGCAAGUUUUCUCUUCGAAUGGGAUUUUCAUCUUCAAGAUGAGGACAAAAUAGAACUAACAGGGUUCAUUUUUGGCCUUUGGGUGGAUGGUUAUACCACGCAUUAUCUUAUGACGGUAACCAAGGAGGGAAGAGUGAUUCAUAAUCCUCAGUUGAGCAAGAAACAUCCAAGUUACGUCGGGCGAGUCACUUGGGCAGGAAACAUAUCAAAGUCGUAUUUGGCCUAUAAGUUGGAGAAUCUGACUUACUCGGAUAGCAACACAUACGGAUGUCAAAUUGACGUGGGAGGUUUCCGACGAACAAUUCAUUCUAUGAUCACUUUAAAUGUCCAGGCGAUAAAUACAUCAAAGACACCUGAACUGAGUGUCUCUUCCAUAUGGGUCCAUACUCCCAAUGCUACAUCGAGCACAUUUGUUCCAUUAUUAAAAGGAGGACCUCCAGCUGUAGUAAAACUUCCUUUCCACGACAUUGACAUCAAUGACACGAGGUUUUUAUGCACCUGGGAAUACCCUAAAGACAAUAAUGGAGCCAAUAUAACGAUGUUUACCGUGUGGUAUCGCCCAUUACUUCGGGAAAAAUGGUCUAAAGUGAAUGUUACACAAAACAGAUACUCAGUUAGACUGAAUUGCUGCUUGACAUACGAGAUUAUGGUAACAGCUUGGAAUAAGAAGGGUCAGAGCUCUUUUGAUCCUAGAACAGCAGCAAGGGUCACAGUUCUCAAAGGAGCAACUGCUUCCCCUAAGAGUGUCCUGGAAAAUGCAACAGCGCGAAGUGUAACAACUUCGAAUUCAAACAUUUUGGUGUCAAAUGGGAAAGCCGGCUCCGCGAAGUCAAAGUGGGAAUUAGGGGUUGAGUACUUACCUUACUUGUCAGUCCUUGCCAUUCCUGCAUUUCUUUGGGCUGUGACUUCCAAGCUCCGAAGGAGAACUGGAGUGAAUAAAAUCUCAGCAAACGAGAAUGGAACAGUAAUGCAAUACCAGCGGGUAGAAGCUGAAACAGUGCCGAUGGAUCCGGUUCCGUCCUGGGAGUUUCGGAAGGAAGACUUGGAGAUUGAUAGAGUAGUUGGCCACGGUGCGUUUGGAGUGGUCUCCAAAGCCUACGCUCGAUAUCUGCAGGGCUACUCAGAAUGGACAGUUGUGGCAGUAAAAAGCUUGCAGGAGGAUGCGAAGGAAAGUGAAAGAGAAGAUCUGUUGUCUGAAUUAAACCUUUUAAAGAGGCUGAAACCUCAUCCACAUGUAAUAAAACUUUUGGGUUGCAUCACAGAAGAAAAAGAAACCCCAUAUGUAAUCAUUGAGUAUGUACCUUAUGGAGAUCUUCUCGGUUAUCUUCGGAGAAGUCGAGGGUUGCACGACUGUUACUACGAAUAUCCCGAGAUAAAACCAACGACGAACCUAACUUCAGAGCAGAUCAUAACGUUCGCCUGGCAGAUAGCUGACGGCAUGCAGUAUAUCUCAUCUAAAAGGAUCAUCCACCGAGACCUAGCAGCAAGGAAUGUAUUAGUUGGUGAUAACCUCAGAUGCAAGAUUACAGAUUUUGGAAUGGCUCGCGAUGCUGAUAUGAAAGAUAUUUAUGUACCACGUAAUCAGGGCCGAAUUCCUGUUAAAUGGACAGCAAUUGAAGCAAUGUCUGGAAGGAUGGAGUACUCAACGAAAAGUGACGUAUGGAGUUUUGGAAUCGUUCUAUACGAGAUUUGCACCAUUGGCGCUGAACCUUAUCCAGGAAUAAGUCCGUAUGACAUUCCAAGAGUAUUACAAGAGGGGUAUAGAAUUCCUAAACCUGAUUAUUUUAAGGAUGAGUUAUAUAAUAUCAUGCUGAAUUGUUGGGAAACGGACCCUGAAAUAAGACCGUCAUUUGAGUCAUUGCGCUCUUCCAUCAGAGGAUUACUGAAGGCUAAUCAGAAUUAUGUCAACAUACAAGACUACCUUGAAACUCACCAAAGUAAAAUUAGUUUAUAACAGUCAAAGUGGCUCUUAGAGUAAAGAUGAGACAAUUUCCGAUUUCCUGCUGGGCCGCUGGUUUACAUGUCAUAAUACUGAAUAUUAAUUCUUAGAAAGAACUGGCAUAGAUACCGUCGUCUUUCUGCGUCUGUGAAGGGCAUCCACGUGCCAGCUCGUAUCCACUAGCGAGGCACCACUGGUACCAAAAGAACGUCCACGCUCAGAGAAAUAGCAUCUUGAUUAUGCCACAAAAGUUCACUUUAGUCACGGGAACCAUACCACAUCAAAUAAAAAGCACAAUGACUUGAAUGUCCCAAAUGCCAAAAGAUUUUCACUUUUUUAACAUAGUAUGAGCUCUACUUUCUACGCUUCAAAAUGGUCAGUUCUGUCGGCAAGAUUUUAAAAAAAGCACUCAACACGAUUGAUAUUUACUAGUGAUCUCUUAAUUGUGAGUGACGUAGUUUACGUAAGAUAUUUGGUUCUGAUUUUCUUUAAAGUAAAUGGAAAACGGACUACCGACUUAUUUGAUGCCUGACUACAACUGAGGCGGUCGUCCGAGUCCCCCCUGCGUGAGGUCUUACAGAAAUUUUUAACAUGUAGUUACUGCCGUUUCUAACAGUGUGAAGUCUCUUUUAUUCGCUUAGGAUCCGUUCUGUAAAUAAUAAUUUAUUUGUUAUGAGUAAUUGUUGUAAAUAUAAGCUUCGAGAGAUUUCCAGACUUCUUAGUCAUGCUGACUUGCAUGCCAUAAAACUAUCCAGAACAUUUCAUCAAGUCACGCAUUUAUUAUGUAAUACUACUAAAAUAGUUCUUAUGUAAGCUUCUGGAAUGUUCCAGAACACUUUGCGAAUAUAUAUAAAGACUCACUUAUGUAGCAGUAGCAGUGGUUGUUGUUGUUGUUGUUGGAGCGACGCCUGUUUUGAAAGCUAGCUCAAGCGGAAGAUAGCUCACUUCAAGGAACUUUGGAGACAGCAAUGAGAUUGUGUCAGUGGUGAGCUA